CUUCCAGCAACUUCGCUGACAGUUGCCUUCCCGUUGACCACAGCUUUCUUGGAGGUUUCUCUUCUUGAGUCCUUCACAAUUUCGUCCAACUACUCCCCCAAACCCAGGAAACUCUGUUUAGGCAGAGAAUUCAUGCUUCGUCUUCCAAUUGCUAUACCGCAGCAUAAACGUUGUUUGCACAGAUCUUGUUUGCUUCGCUGAAUUAACUCAACCUGCCCAACAUGGCCGCCGGAAUCGUCAACAUUCGCCGCGACGUCGAUGACAAGUUUUAUCGAUACCGCAUGCCGCUCUUGACCACCAAGAUCGAGGGAAAGGGCAAUGGUAUCAAGACUGUCUGUCCCAAUAUGUCCGACGUGGCCCGAGCUUUGAGUCGCCCGCCCACCUACCCGACCAAGUUCUUCGGGUGCGAGCUCGGAGCUCAGACCUCGUUCGACGAAAAGAAUGAUCGCUACAUCGUCAACGGAGCUCACGACGCCAAUCGCCUCCGCGAGCUUCUCGACGUCUUCAUCGAGAAAUACGUCCUCUGCAAGUCUUGCAAGAACCCCGAGACUGAUCUCGUCAUCCUCAAGCAGGGUCGCAACGAGGAGAUCAUCCGGGACUGCAAGGCGUGUGGCGAGCGUACCGAAGUCGACAUGCGCCACAGGUUGACAACUUUCAUCCUCAAGAAUCCACCUGUCAAGGUCAGGAAGGGGAAGAAGAAGGACGUCGCUGGCGCUGCUGACGGUGUAGGCGGCGGAAGUCCCGAUGCGACCGAGGGCAACGGCGAGGGCGACGCUGGCUACGAAAGCGACGAUUUUCUCACCAAGAAGAUCAAAGCGGAAGCCGCUGAACUCAAUGCUGAAGCUUCCAUCGCAGACGAGGGUUGGUCUGCCGAUACCUCCCCUGAAGCCGUCAGGAGUCGCAUCCAAGCUCUCGAAGCGGGCAUGGCUGCCACUGUUCUCGGUGGUGACGACGAGAGCGACGAGGACGCAAACAGCCCCUACUCUCUGCUGGGCAAGUGGAUCGAGGGGGAGAAGGACAGUGGAGCUGAGGACCCAAAGGCACUGUGCAUCGCCAUCUACAAAAAGGCUUCCGAGCUCGGUAUCGAGAAGAAGCACAAGGCUAUGACUAUCAUUGCCCAGGCUCUCUUUACCGACAAGAUUGUGUCCGAGAUUGAAAGCUAUGCCCCUCUAUUCCAGAAGAUGGUGACCAGCGAGAAGCACCAAAAGUCUCUUCUUGGAGGCAUUGAACGCUUCAUCGGCCUCAUGCACCCUGACCUCGUGCCCGCCGUUCCCAAGAUUCUUAUGGCGUUCUAUCAAGCCGAUAUUCUUGAGGAGGAGGUCAUCACCCAGUGGGGCACCCAUGUCAGCAAGAAGUAUGUUGACAGAGAUACGAGCAAGAAGGUCCGCAAGGCGGGCGAGCCUUUCUUGAAGUGGCUCGAAGAGGCUGACGAUGAUGAUGAUGAUGACGACGAGUGA
Messenger RNA from Coprinopsis cinerea okayama7#130, 1457 nucleotides. Its product is annotated as translation initiation factor. The record is from RefSeq and is a predicted model, not a curated record. The transcript is spliced from 5 exons. Gene Ontology annotation, biological process: formation of translation preinitiation complex; translational initiation; formation of cytoplasmic translation initiation complex. Gene Ontology annotation, molecular function: eukaryotic initiation factor eIF2 binding; translation initiation factor activity; GDP-dissociation inhibitor activity. The coding region runs from base 222 to 1457 and encodes 411 amino acids. Lineage: Eukaryota; Fungi; Basidiomycota; Agaricomycetes; Agaricales; Psathyrellaceae. Gene Ontology annotation, cellular component: cytosol.